CUGAGUUGACCUUGCGCGCUCCUCUCCGGCCCCUCCUGGCAGGUAAAGCGGGCGGCCUGUUACCAACCUCCAGGAACUGCGAACUGCUUAUAUGGAAGAUGCAGCCCUUGCAACAUGUUCUGGGGGGCACCAGGUUGCUGCGUCAGAGGCCUGCCUGCUGGACCUUGCGAUCGGUGCCCCGAGCCUGGAGUGCCACCUGCAGUCCAGAUUCUGGGCCACACCCAAGAGAGACAAAGCACAUGGGAGGAGGCCUGGAAGCCUUCCGUGCCAAGCUAGCAGCGGGGCCAACCAUGCAGCAUUUUCUACAAGAUGUUGCCCCUGUGCAGGAAAGUCGCUGUUUGCCAGAUGACGCAAAGGAGGACUCGGAUCACUACCUCGGUUCUGGUGCCUUGGCUGAGACAACAAGAAAAGUGUAUUUGGAGACUUAUGGCUGUCAGAUGAACGUCAACGAUACGGAGAUCGCCUGGUCUAUCCUUCAGAGGAGCGGCUACCUGAGGACGAGCAGGCUGGAAGAGGCUGACGUGAUCCUACUUGUCACAUGUUCCAUCAGGGAGAAGGCUGAGAGGACCAUCUGGAACCGCCUGCGUCACCUCAGAGCUCUGAAGUCCAAGCGGUCUUCCUCCCAGGUCCCUCUACGCAUCGGGAUUUUGGGCUGCAUGGCGGAGAGGCUGAAGGAGAAGAUCCUGGAGCAGGAGAAGAUGGUGGACGUGGUGGCCGGCCCGGACGCUUACCGUGACCUCCCCCGGCUCCUGGCGGUGGCCGAAUCUGGCCAGCAAGCGGCCAAUGUCCUGCUGUCCCUGGAUGAAACCUAUGCAGACGUCCUGCCUGUGCAGACCAGCUCCAGCUCCACGGCAGCGUUUGUGUCCAUUAUGCGCGGAUGCGAUAACAUGUGCAGCUAUUGCAUCGUGCCGUUCACCCGCGGCCGUGAGCGGAGUCGGCCAGUUGCUUCCAUCCUCCAGGAAGUGCAGCUGCUGUCGGAUCAGGGCGUAAAGGAGGUGACCCUCUUGGGUCAGAAUGUCAAUAGCUACCGAGACACCUCUGAGGUCCAGUUCCUAUCAGCAGCGCCUGCCCCCCUGAGCCGCGGCUUCAGCACCGUCUACAAAACCAAACAGGGCGGCUUGCGCUUUGCAGGCCUUUUGGACCGAGUGUCCCUGGUCGACCCCGAAAUGAGGAUCCGCUUCACUUCCCCGCACCCCAAAGACUUCCCAGACGAGGUCUUCCAGCUCAUGCGGGAAAGGCACAACGUUUGCAGGCAGCUCCAUGUCCCUGCCCAGAGUGGCAGCUCUCGUGUCCUGGAGGCCAUGAGGAGAGGAUACUCCCGAGAGGCUUACCUGGAGCUGGUGCACCACAUCCGGGCCUCCCUGCCAGGUGUCAGCCUCAGCAGUGAUUUCAUCGCUGGUUUCUGCGGAGAGACGGAAGCCGACCAUCAGCAGACGGUGUCCCUCCUGCGCCAGGCCCGCUACAACGCAGCCUUCAUCUUCGCCUACAGCAUGCGGCAGAAAACCCGGGCAUUUCACCGGCUGCAGGACGACGUGCCAUCGGAAGUGAAGCUCCGGCGGCUGAAAGAGCUCAUGGCCGUGUUCCGAGAAGAGGCUGCUGUGGCCAAUGCUGCCACUGUGGGUCGUGCACAGGUGGUCUUGGUGGAGGGCCCCAGCAGGCGGUCCCCUUCAGACCUGUGUGGCAGGAACGACGGCAACAUCAAGGUGAUCUUCCCUGACGUAGAGAUGGACGAUGGCUCUGGGCGUGGAUCCACGGUGAAAGCCCAGCCGGGAGACUAUGUCCUGGUGAAGAUUUCCUCUGCGAGCUCCCAGACCCUGAAGGGCGCCCCCCUCCGUCGGACCACCCUGAGAGAAUCUGCAGAAUUCCGCUGAGGCUGUGCUCCGAGCGCCAGCAUAAACCGCAUCCAGAAGCAGUGAAGAACACUGGGGCCUGGCUGCCGGCGAGAGCUUCCCGGGCCGCUGAAUUGCCUGCUGCCAGUGCUGCUCAGUUCCCUCACCUUGGGGGCUUUCCCUGUUCCUCCAGCCUUCUGCCUUCCUCGCAGCACUGCACACGUGUUUAAUAGUGUGCAAGAUCAAAAAUAAAGCAUCCGGUUGCAGAUCACCAGUGGCUGAGUGGAGAGAAAAGGGCAGGGAGGUGCAGAUAAAGAGGGUUGCCAGGAAGUAAUUCACUGGCUGCUUGUGAGAGGUCGUGCUAAGUUUACUUAUCAUGGUGUACUAAGCUGAGUUACACCUUUAUUAAACCAGUGACUUCAGAGGGAGUGCUUAUACCCGACUUUUUUUUUAAAGUCCACUUUACGGUCGGUUGUGUCCCUGUGCACACUCUUCAUUCCGUCUUUUCGUGUUCCACCCUCUUCCCCCUCUCCUGCCCCCUGCCAGCCCCCUGCACUGUGAUUGGCUACUCUUUGUCUAACCAGCCACGCCCCCUCCCCUCCUUUCCAUUCUUCUCCACUCCCUUCUUUCCUCUUAAAUUUUUUAAAUCCAGUGCAGGAUCAACGGAUUGCUGGUUUGAAAGCACAGGGGGGACUUCUCUUGUUAUUCUUUUUGCUUUGGCAUGAGUGGGAAUAUUAAAUAGGGGUCUAAAUAUCUCGGUAUCAAAUAAAGAUGUUAAUAGUGACUUUUA
Eublepharis macularius is the source of this 2619-nucleotide messenger RNA. RefSeq names its product CDK5 regulatory subunit associated protein 1 (gene CDK5RAP1). The record is from RefSeq and is a predicted model, not a curated record. Bases 99 to 1871 code for a protein of 590 amino acids. Gene Ontology annotation, cellular component: mitochondrion; cytosol. Lineage: Eukaryota; Metazoa; Chordata; Lepidosauria; Squamata; Eublepharidae. Gene Ontology annotation, molecular function: tRNA-2-methylthio-N(6)-dimethylallyladenosine(37) synthase activity; 4 iron, 4 sulfur cluster binding. Gene Ontology annotation, biological process: negative regulation of cyclin-dependent protein serine/threonine kinase activity; tRNA modification. The transcript has 14 exons.